Messenger RNA from Solanum verrucosum, 888 nucleotides. RefSeq lists its product as uncharacterized. Bases 1 to 888 code for a protein of 295 amino acids. Lineage: Eukaryota; Viridiplantae; Streptophyta; Magnoliopsida; Solanales; Solanaceae. The transcript has 4 exons. The record is from RefSeq and is a predicted model, not a curated record.
AUGGCUCAGAUGAGGACCGAAUUAGGGAUGGUGUUGAAGCAUGUGAGCGGAGGUGCCAAAAAGGUAAAUGCUGUGAAUCAUUUGACUAGAAAUCCACCAUCGGUUGAGAAGUGCUACUAUGAAGAGGAUACUUAUGCAACUAUUGAUCCACCUAUGCUGUCUGAGGUCGAAGUUGAGGUUGAUGAUGAUGAGAUUGAGGUUACUGGAGAGUCCGAGAAUGCUAUAGAGAAGGAACUUUCCAUCAAUGUUCUGUUGAUAGAAGCUUCAGAGCAAAUGCCUGGGUAUGCAAAGUUUAUGAAAGAUUUGGUGACAGAAAAGAAGAAGAAGGAUCCUUGUGCCUUCACUAUUCUGUGUACCAUUGGGUUGCUAUAUUUUGUGAAGGCAUUGUGCGAUUUGGGUGCUAGUAUUAAUCUGAUGCCAUUGUCUAUUUACAAGAAGUUGGGUUUAGAGGAUCCAAAACUGACUGCGAUGCGAUUGCUCAUUGCUGAUAGAUAUGUGAAGAGGCCCAUUGGUGUGCUCCAAGAUGUACUAGUGAAAGUGGAGUCUUUUAUCUUUCCGGAAGAUUUUGUGAUACUUGAUUGUGAGGUUGAUUUUGAGGUUCCCAUUAUCCUUGAGAGACCAUUCUUUGCCAAUGGGCGCGCCUUGGUCGAUAUGGAGAAAGGGCAGAUGAAGUUCCGAUUGAAUAAUGAAGAGGUAACUUUCAACAUUCGUAGAUCCAUUAAGAAGAGUAGUGAGCUCAAGUCGGUAUCAAUGGUGAAUCAUAUUGUAAAGAGUAGUUCUAAGGUGCCUAUUGAAGAAAGGUUGGGUGUUGAUGCACUAGCAACGGUAAUGAUGAAUUUUGAGGGUGAUGUUGUUGAAGACUAUGAUGAAUUGGUCGCCGCACUUUGA